Merops nubicus (carmine bee-eater) is the source of this 1092-nucleotide messenger RNA. Its product is annotated as protein diaphanous homolog 2-like. The annotation marks the transcript as partial. Gene Ontology annotation, biological process: actin filament polymerization; actin cytoskeleton organization. Gene Ontology annotation, cellular component: cytoplasm; actin filament. Gene Ontology annotation, molecular function: small GTPase binding; actin binding; microtubule binding. The record is from RefSeq and is a predicted model, not a curated record. Lineage: Eukaryota; Metazoa; Chordata; Aves; Coraciiformes; Meropidae. The transcript is spliced from 11 exons.
AUGGGGUGGGCUGGAGGCUGGGAGGGGACAGAGCCAGGACAGCUGAUCCAAUCUGACCGAAGAGAUAUUCCAUACCAUAUAACGUCGUGCUCGGCAAUAAACCCGGGCGGCAGGAAUAUUCAAAUAAAAACUUUGGCAGAUGAUGUGCGUGACAGAAUAACAAGCUUCAGAAAAUCAGCAGUGAAAAAGGAGAAACCUCUCAUUCAGCAUCCUAUUGACUCUCAACCUUCUAUAAGUGAAAUCCCACUUGCCCAGGCACUUGUUGAUGAGCGUUGUAUGAACUUAUCAGAAAAAGAAGUUAUGGAUCUCUUUGAAAAAAUGAUGGAAGAUAUGAAUCUAAAUGAAGAACGUAAAGCUCCUUUACGAGAUAAAGACUUGACCACAAAACGUGAGAUGGUUGUCCAGUACAUUUCUGCAACUGCCAAAUCCAUAGUCGGAAGUAAAGUUCCGGGUGGACUGAAAAACAGCAAGCAUGAAUGCACACUGUCCUCCCAAGAAUAUAUUCAUGAAUUGCGAUCUGGAAUUUCAGAAGAAAAGCUGCUUAAUUGUCUAGAGUCUUUGAGAGUGUCUCUAACUAGCAAUCCUGUCAGCUGGGUUAACAAUUUUGGACAUGAAGGUCUUGGACUUCUGUUGGAUGUGUUGGAAAAGCUUCUGGACAAGAAACAGCAAGAAAGUAUUGAUAAGAAGAAUCAACAUAAACUGAUCCAGUGCCUCAAAGCAUUUAUGAACAAUAAAUACGGAUUGCAAAGGAUUCUAGGAGAUCAAAGAAGUCUCUUGCUGUUAUCAAGAGCAAUUGAUCCAAAGCAACCACACAUGAUGACUGAAACAGUAAAAAUACUUUCUGCCAUCUGCAUUGUUGGGGAGGAAAAUAUCCUGGACAAGCUUUUAGAUGCUAUAACCACUGCUGCAGAAAGGCACAAUAGGGAACGUUUUUCUCAGAUUGUUGAAGGACUGGAAAACCAUGAAUUCCUACAGCUGCAGGUAGCAUGCAUGCAGUUCAUCAAUGCCCUUGUUACAUCUCCAGAAGAUCUUGAUUUCAGGAUACACUUGAGAAAUGAGUUUUUACGUUGUGGCCUGAAGAAAAUACUGCCU